Phialemonium atrogriseum is the source of this 1988-nucleotide messenger RNA. Its product is annotated as amino acid/polyamine transporter I. Gene Ontology annotation, cellular component: membrane. Bases 299 to 1897 code for a protein of 532 amino acids. Gene Ontology annotation, molecular function: transmembrane transporter activity. Gene Ontology annotation, biological process: transmembrane transport. The transcript is spliced from 9 exons. The record is from RefSeq and is a predicted model, not a curated record. Lineage: Eukaryota; Fungi; Ascomycota; Sordariomycetes; Cephalothecales; Cephalothecaceae.
CCCCAACUUGUGGAAGAAGUCUGGGCAUCUAAGACCUCCUGGAAAGAGGACUCCCCUUCUAGGUCUGUCAGGGGUGUUCAAACUAAUUCGGGGAACGGGGCUUAGAAACCUGCUUCUUCGUCUAUAAAUCUGCGUCGAUCCUACUUGCAGAUUCUUAGAAUGCGCAGAAAUUUCUCAGGCUAUAUCCAUCCCACACUCCUGGUGUAAAAGAGGGCUCGCCUAGAUACCUACUUCGCCUCUUUCUUCCUUCACUCUUUCGCAUCCAAUCAUCCGAUCCUCGGAUCCAAUUUACCCAAUAAUGGAGAACCGUUCAUCAGAUACAAGCAAGGAGGGACUGGGCGUCCCCGGGAGCCAUCAUGAGACUAUCAUCGGCUCCCAGGCUGAUAUUGAAAAGAAUGAUUUUAGUUACAACGACACCAACCUUGUUCUUGAGCGACUGGGUCUGGAGCCACAGAUGAAAAAGACCCUUGGACCAUUCGCCAUCGCAUGUGUCGGCUUCAACAUCUGCAAUAGCUGGGUCGGAUUGGCAGCUACCAUGGUGAUAGGAAUGCAACAAGGCGGCAGCGUCACCGUCAUCUACGGCAUGAUGGUCACCCUUGUCGGCCUGGGGUGUUCUGCUGCCACAAUGGCGGAGCUGGCCAGCGUCUACCCGACUGCCGGGGGGCCUUACCAUUGGACGUCUAUAUUGGCUCCCAAGAGAGCCCAUCGUGUGUUGAGUUACAGCUGCGCCUCUCUCAACAUCUUUGGGUGGCUCUCGAUUUGUUCUGGCGUAACCAUCCAGCCGGGCCAGUUCAUCGAAGCCAUCCGUAUCUUCUACAACCCCGGAUUUGAAGCUCCUCCCUGGCAGUAUUUUCUCUUCUUCCAGGCCACGAACAUUGCAAUCCUGGUACACAACAUACUCAUGCAGCGCCGUACCAGCUGGAUUCAUGACGUCGGUUUCAUCUUCUCCUUGACAUCCUUCUUCGUCAUCCUGGUUAGCUGCGUUGCCCGCGCUCCGUCGUAUAAUUCGAACGAGUUUGUGUGGACCAACUUUGUCAACAACAGCGGGUGGAGCUCCGGGGCGGUCGUCUUCUUGACCGGCAUGGCUAAUCCCAAUUUCAUCUACGCCGGCAUCGACGGCGCCGUGCACCUUGCCGAGGAGGUUUCGAACGCAGCCCAGGCGGUCCCGCGUGCUCUCCUGAGCACCAUCGUGAUUGGGUUCACCACCGCGUUCGCAUUCGCUUUGGCGAUGCUGUACAGCCUGUCUGAUUUUGACAAGGUUGUCGAGGAUCCCACUGGUGUUCCUAUCUACGAGAUCUGGUACCAGGCCACUCGUUCUGGCGCAGCGGCGACCACGUUCGUCGUGAUCUUGCUCCUCAUCGCCUGCUUUGCACUCAACGCCUGCCAAGAGGUCAGCUCGCGCCUGACGUGGGCCUUUGCGCGCGACAACGCCCUCAUCGGCUCGCGCUUCCUGGGCAAGAUCGACCCGACGCUCAAGGUGCCGGUGUGGGCGCUCGUGGCCAACGCGUUCGUCAUCUUCAUCAUCGGCUGCAUCUAUCUGGGCUCCUCGACGGCGUUCAACGCCUUCAUCGGAUCUGGCCUGCUGCUGCAGCAGUGCAGUUUCGCCUUCCCCGCCGCGCUGCUCCUCUGGCACCGCCGCUCCGACGACGUCCUGCCCAAGACCCGGUCUGUGAAUCUCGGCCUGUUUGGCUGGCUGGCUAACCUCGUCACGCUGCUCUUUGCGCCGUUCAUCACCAUCAUGUACUGCUUCCCCAUCGAGCUACCCGUUACGGCGGCGACCAUGAACUACACGUGCGCCGUCGUUGGUGUCAUGUUCCUGUUCUCGCUGGUGAACUGGUUCUUGCAUGCACGCAAGGAGUACAAGGGUCCGCGUCUGCCACAGGGGCAGUUUGCCUAAGCAACGCCUGAAGUGCUGUAUAUAUGUUUAUAAGUAGGCGAGUCGAAUAUAUUCAAAGAUGAUGAAACUGUCUCCGAGCAGGGUGUGCGGC